Molecule: messenger RNA, 2259 nt
Organism: Nyctereutes procyonoides (raccoon dog)
Lineage: Eukaryota; Metazoa; Chordata; Mammalia; Carnivora; Canidae
Gene: RHOF
Product: ras homolog family member F, filopodia associated
Exons: 5
Coding region: 186-815 (209 amino acids)
Biological process (GO): cell migration; small GTPase-mediated signal transduction
Molecular function (GO): GTPase activity; GTP binding
Source: RefSeq, a predicted model, not a curated record
GCGCGGGCCGGGGCCCUAACAGAAAGGGAAACUGAGGCCGGGAGGCGAGGCCGGGAGGCGGGCCCGGGCGGCUGCCUGGCGGAGGCGAUGCCGGCACACAUGGGCGGGGUCUCUCUGGCCCCGCCCCGGAUUGCUCAGCCCCGCGGUCUGCCCCGCGCGGCUGCCAGUGCCGGCUGCUCUCGGCCAUGGACGCCCCCGGGGCCCCGGGCCCGGGUCCGGGCCCGGGCAGGAAGGAGCUGAAGAUCGUGAUCGUGGGCGACGGCGGCUGCGGCAAGACAUCACUGCUCAUGGUGUACAGCCAGGGCUCCUUCCCUGAGGACUACGCCCCAUCGGUGUUCGAGAAAUACACGGCCAGCGUGACCGUGGGCAGCAAGGAGGUGACCCUGAACCUGUACGAUACCGCGGGGCAGGAAGAUUAUGACCGGCUGCGACCCCUGUCCUACCAGAACACCCACCUUGUGCUCAUCUGCUAUGACGUCAUGAACCCUACUAGCUAUGAUAAUGUCCUCAUCAAGUGGUUCCCUGAGGUCACACAUUUCUGCCGUGGGACCCCCAUGGUGCUCAUUGGCUGCAAGACGGACCUGCGCAAAGAUAAGGAGCAGCUGCGGAAGCUCCGGGCCGCCCAGCUGGAGCCCAUCACCUACAUGCAGGGCCAGAUCGCCUGUGAACAGAUCCGAGCUGCACUCUACCUGGAAUGUUCUGCCAAGUUUCGGGAGAACGUGGAGGACGUCUUCCGAGCAGCGGCCAAGGUUGCGCUCAGUGCUUUGAAGAAAGCACAGCGGCAGAAACAACACCGGUUGUGCCUGCUCCUCUGACCCCUCUGGGCAGGGCUCCCAGCCCAACGUGCAAGACUGACGGGGCCCAGGCUGCCAGGCCCAGACUAUACCCUCAGAACCUGUCCUAUCACCAGCUUUCCAAGGACACUUGGAGUUGGGUGUUUCCCUGUGCUUGGAGCCUGUGGCUAGACUCUUAGAACAUUCUGGAGAUGUCUCCUUUCUCAGCUGGGGCUCUGACCAUGAAAUCACCUCCGGGUUUACAUUGGAGGUGGGCCGGCAUGGAGGUGGGUGAGGAUGCUGCACUCAGCCCCUCCAGACCCCAGAUCCAGCGUUUGUCCCUAGAACUCAGGAGUACACAGCCUCCCCGCAGCCACGUGUGUCCCAUCGCACACCGAUAGGUCCUGCAGACCGAUGCUUGAAACAAAGAACUACAUCUGGUAUGUGGAUAAAUGGAUUUGUCAGCGUUCCACACAGUCCCCAAACCCACUGCUCCUGUGUUACCCGCCUCCCUGGGCUCCUGAGAUAGGCAACUGCUGCAUCCUCCGACUUCUGGCUGCUUUCCUCCAGGAACUUGGGGCCACAAUGGGACAGGGACUUAUCGGGACAACACAGGCACCAGCCCCGGACAUGGGGGCUGGCCCCCGCCCCCACCCCCACCCAGGACUUCAGCUGGGCUGCCAUCUUUCCAGAGCUGGAAUGGCAUGUACAUAUGCCUGAGGGGGAGAAGAAACAUUCUAAAACCUCAAAAAGCACCCUGGACCACCCAGGCAACCCUGGCUCAGGGGCUUGCACCUGCAACCCGCACUGCCCCCACUGCUGGAAGCUCAAGAUGAAAACUGUCAUCAGUUCUGAGUGGUCGUGGGCAAGUCACUGCCCUCUCUAGACUGGUUUCCCUAACUGCAAAACGACAGCACUGACUCAUUUUAGUCAUCAAGCUCCCUCUGUCCCUCACAGCCUCUACUUCUGCCAAGCUGAGACUAUCCUGGCCUCCUGCAAGAACACCCAACCCCCAGCUACAGAAUUGCUGAACCAUCUGGAAGGUCUGGGUUCAGGGCCAUCCAGGAGUUUUUAUUUUUAUUUAUUUUAUUUUAUUUUUUUCAUCCAGGAGUUUUUAAACAAGUGCUCCAGGUGAUUCUAAUGCCCCAGAGAUCAGAGCUGCUUGCUUCCUGAGUGAGCCACAAGUUAGCGUUAACUGAAUACAGGAUAAUAGCUUGAGGUGGCUCCUGCCCUCCAGGGAUCUCUUGCCUCAGCCCCCACUAAGCUUGAGCCUCUCUGAAGUCAUCUGCUAGAGGAAGACUUACGUAUGCCACCCCAUCCCACCUCACCCCACCCUGCCAUGCCCUGGGGAGUCAAAAGAGCACUCAAUCCAAGGCCUCGUGGACAAAUGAUGGUAUAGGGCAGAGGUUAAGCUAAUCAUACUCUAUGGACCAAAUCUGGCAGCUGUGUGUUUUUGUAAAUAAAGUUUUGUUGGGACACAGCCAUA